AUGGCCUCCAACACCGAGUCCAGGAUCGCGGAAGAUGGUGACUACGACCCCGAAGCUCUGAUACUACACGAGACUGCCCAUGAGGCUACUCAAGAACCCCCCAGGGCGUCGAUGGACUGGCAUUCUAUCCCAGGGAUGGUCCUUUUGCAAACAAGUGGGAGCGAUUUCGUUAACUAUGCGAGAAACGAAUGGCCCGACCUAGCACUUCCAUGGGACGACGUGAGCAAAGCAAUCGACAUCUCUUGCCGCGCAACUGAGCUCAGACAUGAGUUAAAAACAGCCUACAAGAAAUGGUAUAACAUUCUCGUUGAAGGCUCUCUGGCGAGAAACCAGGUGAUGAAAACAAAAGGCGCACUAAGGGAAUCUACGGACCAACUUGAGAAAUCCAUGAAACAACUGAGGGAGAAUAUUCCAAAUGCUCACAUAGAACAUCCGCUGACACAAUUGGUUCGAGACGAGCUUGAUGCAGUCCGAUCCAUGUCGAAUCGUACCCUCGCUUCAAACGACCCUUUACCAUACGCUCCUUCAUGUCCCGCGAACAGGCGACCCAGUCGAACCUACACAGGCAUGGAUGACCCCAUCAUCCUUGCCGACCUUGCAAUAAUCGACCAUCACAUUGGGCUUGGCCUCCCGCCCGAAUCUGCAGACAUGGCUCUUGGUCGCCUGAAGGCAAAAGGGGGUGACAUACUCUACGACGCAUUGCGCCGAAAUGUGAACCUUGGUAUCAUAACCGUCGCAGCCUCCGAUGCGUUUCCUGAAACAGACAAAGAUGCGAGCAUGCUGGUGGCACUUCGCCAUUUGGUUAACUUGGAGUUCAAGCAUUACACUGAAGUCGAUGCGACGCUUUCUCGGCUUGGUAUCCUGCAAAUGGUGCUGAGCGGCUCAGAAAAGACAGCCAGCUCAGCAGUGAGCAACAAAAAACGUCCUGGAAGCCCGCUAAAAGGAGACCGUCCACAAAAGGUUGCGAGAAACACCGAAGAAGUAUCAGAUACGAUCCCGCCUGACCCACCACAAGAGCAGACUGCCGUGAACGAUAGAAAGCGUCCUGGAAGCCCGCUAGAAGGAGCUAAACACCGAAGGACUCGAAGAAAAUCACAAGGAACAUCGAAUACAACUCCAGCCAGCCCACCACAGGAGCACAAGGACCCAUACAUUGCUUCGGAUCUCGCAGUCAUCUUUCAUAAUGAUCUUCUCGGUUUGCCGCCCACUGCCCCGGAGCUAACCACGAUGCGUCUCAGAAAGCGACUCGGCGCGAAAAGCACCACGAUGCUACUGAGUCUUGUGAAACAAAAGAAAGUACAAUGUCUUCCCGGUCAUUUCGUACGAAACGAGUAUGCCAUGGAAUCCAUCACGGAGGUGAUGAAGUCGUCCGACGGGGCUGAAACUUUCCGCCUGGGCCUCGAGCUCAUGUAUGGAAUCUUUGACGAAACAGACACUUGGCUUGACAUCAUGUACCAAAUCCGGGAACUCGCAUCAAGUAAUGACGCUGGAUAUCAAGCUGCAACCUAG
Molecule: messenger RNA, 1509 nt
Organism: Penicillium cosmopolitanum
Lineage: Eukaryota; Fungi; Ascomycota; Eurotiomycetes; Eurotiales; Aspergillaceae
Exons: 2
Coding region: 1-1509 (502 amino acids)
Source: RefSeq, a predicted model, not a curated record